Emys orbicularis (European pond turtle) is the source of this 1781-nucleotide messenger RNA. Its product is annotated as tripartite motif-containing protein 10-like. NCBI's taxonomy places the organism in Eukaryota, Metazoa, Chordata, Testudines, Emydidae. The record is from RefSeq and is a predicted model, not a curated record. Gene Ontology annotation, molecular function: zinc ion binding; ubiquitin protein ligase activity; protein binding. The transcript has 8 exons. Bases 201 to 1781 code for a protein of 526 amino acids. Gene Ontology annotation, cellular component: cytoplasm. Gene Ontology annotation, biological process: protein ubiquitination.
GUUACUUUCACUUUCCCCAGGCGAACGCUGCGAGCCCAGCGCAGGUUUAUCAAUUGGGAACAAAACCACGUUUCUUUUAACACCGUUCUACGGAAAAGCCAUGAGACAAAACUGCAGCUCUUUGAUCGCCAGAAUUAGCUGAGCAACAUGCGUGAAAAACGGGAACAGUCAAUGAACGUGUAACUGUCCCAGCCAGAGGAAUGAAGUCUGACCACACCCGGCAGAUAUUAAACUUCUCAGAAGACCCAAUCAGAAGCAGAGAGAACAGAAGCCCAGAGAUCCCAGCAGCCAUGGCCUCAGGGACUCCUGUACGGGAAAUCCAAGAGGAAACCAACUGUUCCAUCUGCCUGGAAUAUCUGACGGACCCAGUCACCCUACAGUGCGGGCACAACUUCUGCCGGGUCUGCAUCACUCAGCACUGUGAGACAUGGGAAGAGCUGGACUCUGACCCCUUGUGCUGCCCCAGCUGCAGAGCCCGAAUCCGGAAAGGGGCUCUCCGAAAAAACUAUCAGCUAGCAAAUAUAGUGGAAAAAAUCAAACAAAUGGAUUUCAAACCAGGAAAUGAGAAUCUGUGUGAGAGACAUGGGAAACCCCUGGAUCUGUUCUGUGAAGAGGAUGGGGAAGCCGUGUGUGUGGUUUGUUGGAGAUCCUCGGAGCACAAAUCUCACACAGUGCUUCUCAUGGAGGAGGCUGCCCAGAAAUACAAGGAAAAAAUCCAGGCCCAUUUGAAGACUCGGCGGGAAGAGAGAGAAAAGCUUCUGGAAUUUAAAAUGACUGGAGAGAGAAAAAGCCAGGAGUAUCUGAAACAAACACAAACCGAGAGGCAGAAGAUUGUGACUGAAUUUCAGCAACUGCAGCAGUUCCUGGAGGAACACGAGCAACUCCUGCUGGCCCAGCUGGACAAGCUGGACGAGGAGAUUGUGAGGAUCCAGAAUGAAAAUGUCAGUAAACUCUCCGAGCAGAUUUCCCGUCUCAGUGAGCUGAUCAGUGAGCUGGAGGGGAAGUGUCAGAAGCCAGUGAGUGAAUUUCUGCAGGAUGUCAGAAGCACCUUGAGCAGGUGUGAGAAGAGGAAGUUUGAGCAGCCAGAGGAGAUUUCUCCUGAACUGGAAGAGCGAGUCAGUGGUUUCUCCCAGAAAACUAUUGUGCUAUCGGAGACUCUGGAGAAGUUCAAAGACACUCUGCUGUCUGAAUUGCAGAGAAAAAUCAUUUUUCUUUCAAUUGAAGAGGGUGAAUCAUUUGGAGCACACAGACAGGGUGAGUUUGCGGCGAAUGUGAUUCUGGAUCCAGACACGGCUCAUCCCCAACUCAUCCUGUCUGAGGAUCGGAAAAGUGUGAGAUGGGGAGCCACACGGCAGCGACUGCCCAACAACCCUGAGAGAUUUGACUAUUGGGCCUGUGUGCUGGGCUGUGAGGGAUUCACCUCUGGGAGACAUUGCUGGGAGGUGGAGGUGGGGGAUGGGGAAAGCUCGGCUGUGGGGGUGGCCAGAGAGUCUGGGAGGAGGAAGGGAUGGAUCAGCCUUAGCCCUGAGGGGGGGAUCUGGGCUGUGCAGCAGUUGGGGGAUCAGUUCCAGGCUCUCACCUCCCCUGCGACCCCCCUGCCCCUGAGCCGGGUCCCCAGCAGGAUCCGGGUUUGUCUGGACUGUGACCGGGGGCAGGUGACAUUUAUCGAUGCUGGUGACGAGGCCCCGAUCUUCACUUUCCCGCCGGGCUCCAUCCCUGGGGAGAGAAUCCGACCCUGGUUCUGGGUGUGGCCGGGAUCCCGGCUCAGCCUGUGUCCCUGA